This is a messenger RNA of Saccostrea echinata, 1185 nucleotides long. RefSeq names its product synaptobrevin-like. The record is from RefSeq and is a predicted model, not a curated record. Gene Ontology annotation, biological process: vesicle-mediated transport; vesicle fusion. Lineage: Eukaryota; Metazoa; Mollusca; Bivalvia; Ostreida; Ostreidae. The transcript is spliced from 4 exons. Bases 86 to 487 code for a protein of 133 amino acids. Gene Ontology annotation, molecular function: SNAP receptor activity; syntaxin binding. Gene Ontology annotation, cellular component: plasma membrane; SNARE complex.
GUUCUGUCUGCAUUGCGGUAACAAUCAAUCCUCUCUGCUUAGCAUUAUAUGAAUCUGGACCAAUAUUAGAAUUGGAUAAAGAGAUAUGGCUAAAUCUAAGUCGAAGAGGAUACAUGUAUUCAAACAUUUCAAAAAGAAAAAAGACAAACCUGAAACUACACGCGAAAUACAGGAAAAAGUUCCACUGAAGACUGUAGAGGAACUUCAUCAAGAGGUAGAGGGUGUGGCUCUGGCGAUGAAGGACAAUAUUGUGAAGAUCCGAGAUAGGGAGGGAAAACUUGAGCACUUGGUGGAACAGGGAGAGCGGCUAGAAGCUGGGGCAAUUCAGUUUUCGGUCAUGACAAAGAAAGCUCACAGGAAAAUGUGGCUGCGUGCGCACCGAAGAAGUCUAAUUUUAGGUGGACUACUUACUUUUAUUGUUUUGGUUAUAUUGAUAACUAUCAUCGUCAUCGUACUAUGGAAGACGGGAGUGAUACUUAAGGACUAGUUCAGCUUUCUAUUCUUCCAGUGUAUGGAUUAAUCCGGUGUUUGGGCAAACAUGAUGCCGAAAAUCCACUCUCGUAGCCACCAGCAUACAUGUAUACCAUAUUUGACCAAGAAUCUCCGUUAUACUCAAGAAACUUUAAAUAUUGGUACCUCGUCAGAUACUAAGUUUGUAAAACAAUAUAAAUCAAAUUGUAUUACAUCCUGCCAAAGAAGAACUGAGAAACAUUACUUCAUGCUAGCCCUUGUUGUGAUACACAUAUUUUGUCUCACUAAAUUUUCCCUAAAUCAAUGUACAUGGGCAAAUUUUUCAGAAAAUUGUUGUACCACUUCAGUUUGGAAAAUUUGGUUACUUAAUGCAUGAAGUACUUUUAUAUACUAACAUUAAUACACAAUGAGCCUGAACCACCUCCAACUCCACAAGAAAUUUAAUCUACAACUUGCGAUUGAGACAUGUAUUUUGUUCGUUUAAAAGCCAGACGUUACAACUCUUUGACUAUUUUAUCUAUAUUAUAAUAAAAUGCGAGAAGUUACGGUGACUUGUAAGCAUAAACAUGAAUCAAGAAAAAAUCGUAUUAUAUUCAUGGCUGUGUGUAUAUACAAUAUAACACGAGGAUGUGUUCACUUAUAUAAUUUUUCAUGUGCCAAAGAAAUUGCGACAAGUUUAUAUCUUUCAUCGUAUUGUAUAUUGUUGUUCAUUUG